This is a messenger RNA of Myxozyma melibiosi, 1114 nucleotides long. Its product is annotated as Transaldolase, enzyme in the non-oxidative pentose phosphate pathway. NCBI's taxonomy places the organism in Eukaryota, Fungi, Ascomycota, Lipomycetes, Lipomycetales, Lipomycetaceae. Gene Ontology annotation, molecular function: transaldolase activity. Gene Ontology annotation, biological process: pentose-phosphate shunt, non-oxidative branch; carbohydrate metabolic process; pentose-phosphate shunt. Gene Ontology annotation, cellular component: cytoplasm; intracellular anatomical structure. The transcript has a single exon. Bases 75 to 1049 code for a protein of 324 amino acids. The record is from RefSeq and is a predicted model, not a curated record.
UUCUCUUCUUCCCCGACCUCUCCACACACACAUCCCUUCUCUACCUCAAGUACUCACCCACACUCAAUCACACAAUGGUUUCCUCUCUCGAGCAGCUCAAGGCCACCGGCACCGUCGUCGUCUCCGACUCUGGCGACUUCGAGUCGAUUGCCAAGUACAAGCCCCAGGACGCUACCACGAACCCGUCGCUGAUCUUCGCUGCGGCCAAGAAGCCCGAGUACGCGUCGCUGAUUGACGCCGCUGUCGCGUACGGCAAGGCGCACGGCUCGACCGUCGAGGAGCAGGCCUCGGAGGCGCUCGACCAGCUCCUCGUCGAGUUUGGCCGCGAGAUCCUCAAGAUCGUGCCCGGCCGUGUGUCGACCGAGGUCGACGCCCGUCUGUCGUUCGACAAGGAGGGCACGAUCGCCAAGGCGCUCAAGAUCAUCGAUCUCUACAAGGCGCAGGGAAUCGACAAGGACCGCGUGCUCAUCAAGAUCGCGUCGACCUACGAGGGUAUCCAGGCCGCGCGCGUGCUUGAGUCCAAGUACCAGAUCCACACCAACUUGACCCUGCUGUUCUCGUACGUCCAGGCUGUUGCCUGCGCCGAGGCCGGCUGCACCUUGAUCUCGCCCUUCGUCGGCCGUAUCAUGGACUGGUACAAGGCCUCGACCGGCAAGACCUACACCGCCGAGGAGGACCCCGGUGUGAAGUCCGUGCAAAGCAUCUUCAACUACUACAAGAAGUACGGCUACAAGACCAUCGUCAUGGGCGCUUCUUUCCGCAACACCGGUGAGAUCACCGAGUUGGCCGGUGUCGAUUUCUUGACCAUCUCGCCCAACUUGCUCGAGGAGCUCUACAACUCCGAGGCGCCCGUGCCCAAGAAGCUCGACGCCGCCGCUGCCGCCACGCUCGACAUCCCCAAGAAGACCUACAUCGACGACGAGUCCACUUUCCGCUACGACUUCAACGAGGACCAGAUGGCGACCGAGAAGCUCUCAGACGGAAUAAGAAAGUUCGCGGCCGACACUAUCCUCCUCCUUGACGUCAUCAAGGCCAAGAUCACUGCUUAGGUGUUUGUUUCCAUGUUUACAAAAAUGUUCAAGUCAAGUCUGAAUAAAUGCUCUAUUAUCUAAAU